This is a messenger RNA of Aethina tumida (small hive beetle), 1908 nucleotides long. Its product is annotated as putative beta-carotene-binding protein. The record is from RefSeq and is a predicted model, not a curated record. The transcript is spliced from 5 exons. The coding region runs from base 423 to 1178 and encodes 251 amino acids. Lineage: Eukaryota; Metazoa; Arthropoda; Insecta; Coleoptera; Nitidulidae.
CCCCUUAAUUUUCUGUUUUAACUAAAUCAAUAGAAAUAUCUCAUUUAAAGUCUUUAUUGUGGUAGUCAUUAGUAACCUAAUAAACCAAUGAAUUGGAACAAUUUAAGUUGUAUCUAAUAACUAGUUAUAACGAAUCAAAGUUAGUACAGCAACGUCGUGCCAACAAGUUCGUCCUGGCGUGCAGAAGUUUCGACAACCGUCUAAACUCCAGUGCACAUUGCCCAAUAACUGUGUAAAAACUACAUACACAUAAAACACAAAAACCCGAUAAUUUCCACAUCUGUCGAUUUGGUUGCGAUAGAUAAUAGGCAUUUUCAGAUUGCGUUAUAUAAGCGAAAGAGACGCACUGAGCAGAAAUCCACAGGAUUAGUGAAAGUAUUUUGCCGAAUAUGUCUGCAAAUGACUGAAGAGCGUUAGUUAACAUGUUGCGGACUAGUUUGUUAGUUUGUGCCGUCUUCCAUUCGGUCUAUGGGAUUAUAGACAUUCAACCAAAAUACAUAAGUACUUGUAAAAUUAAGAACAAUCCAGAUUUCGCAAAUUGUUCGACAAUUUCAGUACAGGGAUUGUUCAAUGAAAUUCCAAAAGGGAUACCAGAAAUCGGACUGGAACCCCUGGAUCCUCUGAAGGUUGAUAAAAUUAAAAUUUUACAAGGAGGAGGUGGUCCCGUAACAGUAAAUGCCUCGCUAACAAAUGUGACAGUGGUAGGAUUCGGCAACACAAAAGUUGUACAUAACACAGUUGACAACAAAACAUAUGACUUCCAUACGAAACUGCACCUUCCCAGACUGCGAAUCGAUGGAGAAUACGAACUUUUGGGAAGAAUUUUGGUCAUACCGCUCAGGGGCAAGGGUACCUGUUGGUUCGAUGCAAAGAAUUUGGACAUCUACGCAAAAAGUGACGUCAACCUCAUCGAACAUGAUGGCUUCCAUUUCUUCAACGUGAGAGCGGUCCACGUGAAAUUCAGUAUUGGAGGUCUGAAAUUGCACAUGGGCAACCUAUUCGACGGGAUCAAGGCUUUAGAGGAAUCAACGAACGCCUAUCUCAAUGCGAAUUGGAGACCAGUAGCUGAGUCACUGAAUCCGAUCCUGUCCAAGACCAUCGAGGAUAUUAUGAUUGACAUAUUGAAGAAGGUCUUCGAUAACAUACCAGCCAAUUUUUGGAUUUCGGAUCUAAAGUGAUUUGGCGGUUUUUAGUACUAGGAUCUUCGAUCUCAUGCAAAAUUUGUUGAAUAAGUUGUUUUUUAAUUCAGAUGUGUUAUUUUUGAUUUUGUAUUGCAUGCAUCGGAGGUCCUAUCUUACGAAUUAAUUAUUUUAUUUGAACAAAUUGGUACAUAAAUGCGGGUGCUUUCAAGAGGUACUGAAAUCGUUUUGAAAAUUUUAAAAUUUACAUUAGACAAACAAAAAAUUAUACCUAAUUUGGUUUAAAUGAUAAAAUAUUAGUGAUAAAUUAUUUUUGAGGUGUUAUGACAUGUAUUUUGUUCCCUGACACUUUUUUGAGACAACAUUAUUUAUGAAAUCAGUAUUAAGUCAAUAAAUUACAGACAGAAUAAAAAUAUUAUUAAUAUUAUUAUUAUAAAUAUCAAUUUUGAAAAUAAAUAAAAGCAAAAAAAGUCCUUAGCUGAUUGUUGACAAUUGUUUUUCCAAAUUAAAGAGUCCUUGAAUCCCAGAAUAAAACACAUGUUUCUCAACUCACCUGAAAUAUUUUUGAGAAGCGUGACCAUGAUUCACUCAAAAAAUACUUUCAUGUAAACAGCAUUUGGUAGUAACCAUGUAAUUUGUUUUUCAGAUAAAAUCACAUUUUCAUUCUCAAUUAUUGAGAUUUUACUUUUACUUAGCUUAAUGUAUAUUUUUAGUGUGCAGUUGUUGUGGUGUUUAUAGAAUCAUUCAACUGAUAAAAGUGUUGUAUAUU